Diaporthe amygdali is the source of this 4335-nucleotide messenger RNA. RefSeq lists its product as uncharacterized. NCBI's taxonomy places the organism in Eukaryota, Fungi, Ascomycota, Sordariomycetes, Diaporthales, Diaporthaceae. The transcript is spliced from 5 exons. The coding region runs from base 1 to 4335 and encodes 1444 amino acids. The record is from RefSeq and is a predicted model, not a curated record.
AUGUCGUCGAUGGUACUCGUUCCACUUGACGAUGCAUUCGUGGCGCGUCUUCGGCACCGCAUCCAAAAUGAAUCUCACCUCUUGUCUGACACGGCAUUGAAUUACUGGCGAGACCUCCUGCAACACUUCAAUGGCAGAUCAGACUAUGAAAUCAGGGCAUACAUCGCGGAGAACUUCAGGCAAAACCGCUGGAGAGGCGACGAGCAAUGGUUCCUCGACCAGUACAUUCAAGGGCUGUUUAGAGGGUAUGACCGAGCUGCAUUUGAUGCGUCGAACAUACCUGCGCUUGACAUCCAAGCUCGAGAUGCCUACAACCCCAGCAAUACGUUUGGGCGCGGCCCCUUGUUCCCUUCACAGCCUACUGCCAACGCGGGCCAGGCAGAGCUCAACCACCAACAAUUCAUAGCAUUGCCUCCUGAGCAGCGGCAGCAUUAUCAACUCACCAGCGUCUUCGGCGGUAAUCGAUACCAACGUGUACCAAAUACAAACACGAUACCUACGGGAGGCCCCUCAGGACAACAGAUUGGUACCGCACAGCAAACUCAGCCUACUUUACCCCCGCCACGAUACGACGACACCAUUGCUGCCGACGCGCUCAUCGAUGACGGACCCGGUGACCAGGGCAUACCAGUCGACUCAUCGUCAGGACCAGGCCAAAACCCACAGGCGAGUACACCAGCAAACCAAUCUCAGCGGAAUCCCACCACGCCAUUCUCAACAGUGCCAACUAGUGGAACCCAGCCAGGAGGCCUGGGAGGCGGCGGAAUCGUGGACUACCCGGCACUGCCAACGUCGAGCCCCCAAAUUCCAUCAACAGGCAGCGGAGAUGGCACCGUCAGCGGGCGGAACGCCGCCAGCAACAGGCUCUGGAAUCCCAGCAACGGGCUCGACGCCACUAGGAACUGUUCCUGGAACUACAUUAGCAGGCCCGACACCGCCAACAACAGGCAGCGGAGAUGGCACCGUCAGAUACCCCGACUUGCCAUCAUUGAGCACUCAAAUCCCAGCAGCGGGCGGAACGUCACCAGGAACUGUUCCUGGAACUACAUUAGCAGGCCCGACGCCGCCAACAACGGGCCAGAGAAUUCCAACAACAAGCCCAGCGUUACCAGGAACUGUUCCUGGAACUACAACGGCAGGCCAAACACCACCAAGAACAGGCCCCAGAAUUCCGACGGGCCUGACGCCACCCAUGACAGUUCCUGGAACUACGGCAGCAGGCCCAACGCCGCCAGCAACAGGCCUUGGAAUUUCAGGAUUGGGCUCGAUCCUGCCAGGUACAGGCCCUGGACUCCCAACAGCGGGUUCGACGCCGCCGGGGACAGGCCCCGACCGGACGCCGACAACCAUCAUGAUUUCCGUAACCAGAGGCAACCGUCCAUCGCCGUGCGCCUCAGGCAUGCGAUCAACUACCUCAACGAUGCGGACAUCGACCGGGACAUGCAUUUUGAGCGGCGCAUCAAUGAGCUGGAGCUGUAUUUCAAUUACCUACUGAACGACUAUCAACCUGCCAUAAGCCCAGAGACGCGGGAACUGGUCCAUCAGGGGCUCGAGAAAUUACAGGCGCACCAGCUCUAUAAUAAGACCAAAUACGGGCCGCAAACCCCCAACACGGUUAUCACCGCGGACAUGAUCCCUGGGCGCCAGCCCAGGCUCAAGUACGACGGCAAGCUGCCCCUAAUCCUUGGUCGGGACCGCAACGACAAUCAGAACCUGCUGCCGCAUGACUUCCCCACCCACCCGCGGGCGGAGACGAUCGUCAAUGACACAUGGCUCACGGAUGUCGAGCAGCGAGCCGGGCUUGACGGGCCAAGGCGGGAUGACGGAGUGACGGCACUUGCGCAGGACGAAGACGCGUGGUGGCAGCUUGGUCCAAACCAGGUUCCUGGCCCGGGCAACACGUCGUACACGCAGAACCAGACAUUUGAGGACUGUAUCGCCAGUGAUGGCAUCGGCUUCGACGGGUGGGUGGACACCCAGCUCCAAGCUGAUGGGGUCUCUCUCACCAGGUCGCUCUGGAACGGCGAGGUGCUUGGGAACGACAGGGAGUCCUACGCAAAGGAGAGGGCGGUCCGCCGCGCCGGUCUCCAGGCUGCGCUGCGGCAGUUCAGCAACGUCGAGAACCGGGUUGCCAAUACCCCGUGGCGCCGUGUACGCCUGCCCCUCUCGGCGGCGGAGAUCGACAUCAUGCGCAAGAACACCGGCGCCGGGCCGACACGCAAGUACGAACUUCCAAAGGUAGCCGACCACCAGCUCCAGAGGACGGACGGCAAGGACGACCCUCAGGGGUUCACAGUGAACAUGGCGCAGUUCUGGAGGAAACAGAAUAGGCAUAUGGCGCAAGCGCGCGACAAUAUCCUCAGCCGCAUGGGCUACGGUCUUCCCGGAGCGGGUGACGGUACUAUAGAGGUGCCGGAUGUGAUGCCGCCCAGGUCGAUUUGGGGCGCAUAUGUCGAAAAUGGGCUUGGCCAUCAGGACCAGUACCAUCGGGAGAUGCUGAGUCAAAUGAGAACUACGAAGAAGCUGUUUGACCGGGAAUUGAGAAUUGCUCCCCGGAACCUCCUCAGGCACAUGAAGAUCCUGUACGAACAGGGCUUCAGGGACGAGGAUGACGUCUUCACCGAUGUCGUUACGGGUGCGCGAAGGACGCCCCAGGCUAAUGCACAGAGAGACGUAGGCCUAGAGGACGGUAGGUCUGUGCCGAGGGACCUUGACAAGAUGGAAAUCUACUGGAUCCGGUUUCUACUCACCCAAUCCAUCACGCCGCAGAUGACAGAACAGCUGCAGCCUCGCGCAUCACUGUUUAUAUUGUUCGCCGACAAGCUGGCAAGCAUCUUCAACGACGUCUCGGACCCGCUGUUCCCAUGCAACGGGACCAAGGUCAGCGUCGAGGACCUCCUGGAACACAUCCACAAGAAGAGAGACGGCCCGGUCGACAGGAUCAAGUUCUAUGUCCACGACGUGCAAAUGUGGUUGGAGCGACUGCACAGCCAGGGCCGCUGCCGUUACCAGGAGGACUGGCGGUGUUAUGGCUGGGUAAUGCGUCCCGUUCCCACCUGCCAUCCAGAGCAGCUCAUCAGAUGGACGGUGCCUAACAAUGUCCAACUUCUUCGCCCCGACUUGGUGGAUGAAGACAUGUCCAUUGCACCUCGGUUCCGCCACCUGCGGAAUUGGCAUUCGCUUGUCGGAAGGGGCCUGCAAGAUAGUCCGCUGCACCCGGAAGUCGAAAACUACUUCCUCUGCCUCGCCUAUCGCUGGGGCUCCUACAUGCUGAAGCUGACAGGCGAAGGCGGCCUGGAGCAGCAGUGGAAGGCACGGCCGGCCAGGGCGAGUUGGGAUAUGAGGCAAGCCAUUGGUAGCUUGAAGACAGAAUUCGAAAGGGUUAGCCGGUGGGGUCUGUAUUGGGACGGCAUCGGUGGGGAGGAUGUCUUUAGCAGUCCCUUCCUGACGAUCGUCAGCCAAACCGCACCGGGCCGGACGGAACGAGACCCACGGACUCAGGACGAGGCACUUCAGAUCAUCCGCGACCAAAUCAUCAAGGAGGCCGUGCAGAACGACAGCAUGCUCUGGCCCGGGCGCAAUGCGAACGACUUCACAGACAACGCCGACGAGAAGGUGCGGCCGCCCAUCUGGAGCUGGGCCAGGACGGCGGUCCGCGGCAAUGUCAAGAGGUUCUUCAGCAUCAACCGGUGGCCGCUGCAGUUACAGACGUCGGCGAGGCAGAGAAUAUUGACGGACGACGCGGACAUCAACGUGGACUUCAUCUGGAAGCCCGAGCUUGAGGACCCGACGCCGGCCAAGUACUACCGGCCCAAGGCCAGGCCGUACGUCGACGAAAAGGUCCGCUUCAAGCCAGGCCACAGGAACUUCCUGAUCGGUGACACGCCUCAUCAGAAGCAGGUAGUGAUAGACCGGAUGUUUGCACAAAUGGGUAGAGCCAUGGGCCUUGUCAGAGAUCCAGAUGCAGCGCAAGGGGCAGCAGCACAAGGGGGAGCAGCACAGGGGUCACUAUGGCAGCCACCUGGCUUCGUUGAGAGGUGGUCAAAUUAUCUGCUAAGCCGUUUUGAUGAGGAAGACCCCAGGCGCUUCCAGGCGCCAGGAUCGAAGCUGCGCAAGUUCAACCGACGGGACAUCCCCAAGAGUUACGACCCUCGUAAGAGAAAGGCGGAACAGGAUGCUCGGGACCAGGCUGCCAAUCAGGUGCGAAGAGGCGAAGGGGCAGCAGACGUGGGCGCGGCGCGGCAGAGACAAGAUGGAGGGGGGGCGCCUGCAGCACCGGCCGACGGUGAUCGUCCAACAUGGUUGGAUUAUGCAGCGAUGGCAACCGCCAUUUGA